Molecule: messenger RNA, 2054 nt
Organism: Diachasmimorpha longicaudata
Lineage: Eukaryota; Metazoa; Arthropoda; Insecta; Hymenoptera; Braconidae
Exons: 4
Coding region: 306-1901 (531 amino acids)
Biological process (GO): purine nucleobase metabolic process
Molecular function (GO): hydroxyisourate hydrolase activity
Source: RefSeq, a predicted model, not a curated record
UAUCCGAAAAAUAUCGAUAACUCAGGGAUUGGGGAUAAAAAGGACGUCACUGUGACGCGUGUGCAAGGCACCUCCAUUUUCCUCCAGACGGCCACAAAGCCCCAAAAAGGAACGCCACUACUCCAGCUACAGCCAUUUCGCUAGGGAGUUAACUUCGCUAGUAGCAAUUACGCCUAGUCGUAUUUUCAAUCUCGGGAAAAAAACUAUUUGGUGAUUUUGUGUUUAUCAAUUUUUUCUGUUGGAUAUUUUCGGUUCAAUUUUGUGGGAAGUGUUACAAUUACGAUAUUAUUUGAUUUGUAACAAUCAUGGAUGAAAUGGAGAAGGAGGGUAUGACAGUGGAAAUAAUUGAUGGUAAUCAGACCAUUAUUACCGAUGGUAUAUUUUCAAUGCCGCCGAAACUCACACCGACUGGCAAAAUAAGUCACGCCAAAACACGCGUGUACACGCAACGAUACAGAAAAGAGUGGGAACAGAUGCCGGAUUUCAAAGGAUGGUUGACAUCAGUGGCCUCACAACCGACACGUGCCUUCUGCGUCUACUGCAAGAAGAACCUUCACGCCCAUCGUCUGUCCCUCCUGAAGCAUACCUGCACAAUGAAGCACCAGCGAGCAGCUCUGCUAGCCCAGACAGAGAACGCAAAAAAAGGCCACCAUGCGGACGAUCCAGAUAUGCCAGAAAAUCCAGACAGCCCAGAUAAAAACAUCGAUAGCGAGUCGGGCUUCGAGGAAGUGACAGUAGUGGGCUCUCUCAAGAGCCUAUCUCACGAGGAUGACGACGAUAAUGAGGAGUUCGAGUACGUCGUUGAGAGUCUAGAUGCGGAGGAAGAGGACGAGGAGGAGGAGGAACCGAACGAUCAGAAUGAUAUGCAGGUGAGCCAAGAGGAGGACGCAGAGACCUCGAGCUUGAAAUUGAUGUCCGGGGACGAGGGGCCGACCUCGAAGAAAAUUAAGCUGGAGCCCUAUCCCAGGAGGGAUGCCCUCGCCGAGGCAAUGGCCCACGUUCAUCAAGACUAUCUCGAACAGAGUGAGGAUCAUGAAACAGUGGGACUGGACAUGGAGGUGGAGAGUGAAACGACGAUUCUCCCUGAUAAAGACGAUGAUGGCGUUGUCAGUGGUGAUGAGGGACUCGAAAAAUCGACUGUGAAGCGUCUGCAUGGUGAAGAGACUUCAGCUUCACCUCAGGGACCGCAAAUUCUUGCUUAUAAAAUAAACAGUUCAGAUCUCGCUGGGAUAAAUUUGCAGGCAGGCAACACAGUCACCAUUUCCACGAGCAAUAAUAAAACUGUUACACUGAAUGCUGCCAAAGCUGUAACUCUCAAUGCCUCGAAACUACCUGGUGGUGGAGCGCAAUUUGUUCUGAGCAAGGUCAAAGGGAAUCUUCCAGCUCUGGUCAUGGCAGGAUCAAAAACUGGCAAUCAUAAACUGGCUCCUAAGAGGGGACUGAAAAAAAUGAGUCCAGGUAAGUCUGGUGUAACGGUAGCUGGUACCAGUGUGCAAAGUGCACAGGAGAUUCAGAAAAUUGAGACACAGAAGCUGAUGGAGCUGGUGAAGAAUCCUUGCAUUUCGACGCAUGUGCUGGAUACCAGCAAGGGAACUCCAGUUACUGGAUUGCAGGUCAGCUUGUACAAACUUAUGGAUGGACGAUGGACCUUCUUGAAUGAGAGUACAACAAGUGGAAGCGGCCGUUGCACGGACCUCGUGAACACAGGAAAAACGGCAUUCACUGCUGGUCGUUACAAAAUGCACUUCGAUGUCGAUAAAUACUUCACUCUGAGGAGAAUCGAGACGCUGUACCCAUUCAUCGAAAUUGUUUUUGACGUGAAGAAUCCCACUGGAAAUUACCACAUACCGGUUCUAUUGAGUCCAUUCGGCUACACAACGUACAGAGGCACCGAUAGAUGAUUUGUCUUUGGAAGAAAGAUUUGUCGAAAUGCAUUUUUCGCAAUUGACGACUUUAUAUAUCUGUUCCUCCGCGCCUCCGCUCCUGCACAAUUUUAAGAUAAGAUAGUGGAAAUUGUGAUGACCUCCGGCUCGAGGCGUCCAGACGGUGCGCAU